Molecule: messenger RNA, 1941 nt
Organism: Podospora anserina S mat+
Lineage: Eukaryota; Fungi; Ascomycota; Sordariomycetes; Sordariales; Podosporaceae
Exons: 3
Coding region: 1-1941 (646 amino acids)
Source: RefSeq, a predicted model, not a curated record
AUGGCAUCACCGCUUGAUCCUGCUCACCCCCAUCGCCGGGGGACGCCCAAGAGACUGAUUGUCUGCUGUGAUGGAACAUGGAUGAACUCGCUGGGAAAAAAAGGGUAUGCCACGCACGAACCACCCUCAAAUGUGACCCGCAUCUCGCGUGUUCUCUGCCGCACCUGCAGUGAUGGCAGGCCCCAGAUUAUCAACUACUUCGCCGGUGUAGGUACAGCUAACGGCCUGGACCAGUUCACCGGCGGAGCGUUCGGCAUGGGGCUGGACGCAGACAUCCGAGAGGUGUACAACUUCUUGUGCACCAACUACGUCGACGGGGACGACAUCAUCCUGAUUGGCUUCAGCAGAGGAGCGUUUACUGCCCGUAGCGUCGCUGAUAUGGUCGCGAGCGUGGGACUGUUGACGCCGGAAGGGCUGGACAAAUUUUUUGCCAUCUUUGAUGAUUACGAAAACAUGGGCUCGUCGUCCAGAGACACGGACGACUUUCUGAUUGACGGGCUGGAGGAGUACAAGGGACAGCAUGGGCAGAAGAAGAUUGAGUGGGAGGAGAGGAGGAAGGAGACGUACAAGCGGGGUUUGAGGGAGAAGAAGCUCACGCGGGAUACGUUCCAUGCUGGAGCUGGAGAGAUUGGCGAGGAGAUCAAAAUCAAGGCUCUUGCGGUUUGGGACACGGUGGGAACACUUGGGAUCCCGCCUGCUCCAGUGAUCGGUGUUCGAGGAAGCGCUGAUCAAUGGAGGUUCACCAACACGCAAAUCUCGGCCAAGGUCGAGAACGCCUUUCAGGCUUUGGCUCUUGAUGAGCCGAGAUAUGCUUUCAGGCCUGCCCUCUGGGAAAGGGUACCUGGAAGUACAACAAACCUGAAGCAGGUAUGGUUUCCUGGUAACCAUGGGAAUGUCGGUGGUGGUUGGUGGGACCAACAGAUAUCAGACAUCACACUGGCCUGGAUGUGUGAUCAACUCUCGACAUUGGGACUGGAGUUCAAUCACCCACGCAUGACCAAUAUGUUUUUGGAAUCACUGCGCUUCUCCGCUGCUCACCCCUUCCCUUUCUCGCCGCAAUCAAAGACUUCGUCGAUUGGGUCAGUGGCCAAGUCCAUCAUCCCCAGAUCCAUGAGCAAGCUCCUUCGCGGAGGAAGGAACUCCUCGUCAAACGGGACCACCAACGGGAAUGGCACCGCCAAUGGAAGUGCGAGCUUGGCUCCAGGAAGCCCCAAGCCUUGGGGCCACGCUGCCGUCUUUCGACACCCCUUCUCAGCCCCCAAACGAGAUCCUCACGAGUGUGAUGGAAAGCAUGACCACCCCGAUGGCCCCUUGCCCCAGUUGUGGCAGUUUGCUCGGCCUUGGGGCCUGGGUUUGAUCAGAAGUCCUACCAGUGUAGUGACCACUGUGGCCGGCAAGACCGUUCGGCGUCCUGGCCUGUUUAUGCGGGUUGAUGAAGACACAAACGAAGAUACCAGCGAGCCUUUGCUUGGUACGAGCGAGAGGAUACACGCUUGUGUCAGGAUCCGGUUGGCCUGUGGAGGGUUGGGGUUAGAUGACAAAGAUGUCUGGACCUGCGAUUCCCUCCUCAAAUCUGAAACAGUUGAGGAGGGUGACAAGAGGAGAAAAGGAGGCCCGUUGUGGAAGUUGGAAAGGGGUAGCGCGCUGAGUAGCGGCGAAGAAGAAUUCGUCAAGGCCUGGAGAAUCCGGCCGAGAGAACUGACGCUUGGCACUGACGAGUAUCCUGAGCGAUGUAUGUAUCCUGUCGGAGAGUUUGAUCAUCACUGGAAGUGGGUUUAUCAAAGAAAGGUGGUGGGGGAAGGCCAGGCUAGGGUGCCACAGGAGGUUGCUUUGCCUGAAGAGCCGCUGGUGGGAUAUUGGGAGAGAUAUCUGCUUGCGCUUUUGGUCGGGGAGGCAGAUGUGUGGCGGUUUGCUCAGCAGGGGAUUCUUAAUGGGAAGUAG